Messenger RNA from Uloborus diversus, 1650 nucleotides. Its product is annotated as corticotropin-releasing factor-binding protein-like. Gene Ontology annotation, biological process: negative regulation of corticotropin-releasing hormone receptor activity; hormone-mediated signaling pathway; negative regulation of corticotropin secretion. Lineage: Eukaryota; Metazoa; Arthropoda; Arachnida; Araneae; Uloboridae. The transcript has 8 exons. Gene Ontology annotation, molecular function: corticotropin-releasing hormone binding. Bases 155 to 1132 code for a protein of 325 amino acids. The record is from RefSeq and is a predicted model, not a curated record.
CCCCUUUCCACUCCGCAGAAACGAUUCUCCCUCGGCUCCGGUAACAAGUGCGCUCGCUCCAUCAAGACCCCCGCUUUUCCAUAGAGCGGGUAGAAAAGAAGAAAAAAAUAAAAAAAAAAUCUGCACAAAGUUCGCAAACUAGAGAAAAUUUGAAAUGAUCGUCUUUUUCAUCAUUUUGGCGGUAACGGGAUGCAAUUGGUUGAAAGGUGCUUUCGGAAAUCCUUUGUUACAGUUCGAUGAAUCCAUGCUUGAGGACGAGCUCAAUCUCAGAGAAAAUGUCCAACAGCUGCAAGUAGAUGAAACUGGACAGUGCAUAUUUGUGAAAUCCGAGGAAGGCCUGUACUCCUUUCGCUCAGAUGGCACAAGCGAAGAUCAAGUUUGUGGAUUAUACCUCAUAGCUAGGCCAGACCAAAAAGUGGAGCUGGAGUUUAAAUCUUUCGAUAUUUCCUGCACAAAAGGAGGGCUUUUAAGUGUUAUUGAUGGCUGGGAAUUAAAUGGCCAGUUUUUCCCGAGCCCUAUAGACCAUCCAAAACCAGAGGAGGAGCGCUACAGGGAAUUCUGUGGAAGGAACAAACCCAGAAAGUCCUUCCAUGCUUCUCAGAACGUCGGCCUCGUAGAAUUCAGAAUACCUACUAAAGGACAAGGAUUUACAGUUCAUGUUCGAUUCCGUGACAAUUUAAAACCUUGCAACGUUGUACUGCAAGAGCCUCAAGGCACAUACACCCUACGAAACUCGGGACGUCAAUCAAAUUGCAGUGUGUCCGUCAUCUUCCCUCUCAGCAUAAAUCUUCUUUCCGUUUCCAUUGGCGUGCAGCGGUCAGGCAGACAGAGGACUCGAGAAUUUGAAACUGGACUUUUCUCAAAGUGCGGGAAAAGCGGCCUUCGGGAUUGGAUGGAGAUCCGAGGGGGAGACGGUCUUGAUCCGCAAAUGAUGAGAGUGGCUACGGAUUUCUGUGGUGUUAGCAAGAUGCCAAGGUCUCGUCCAGUGAGCGUGGCGUGUGGAAAUACUGCUGUACGACUCGUUUCAAGUGGCCGGUAUGAUAAUUCUGUCACCUUCACUUUUGACAUCCCAGCCGAUUUCUCAGACCUGGAUCUCGUCUGCCCAAAUUUCUUUGGAGCAUUGGAGCUCUGAAAACACAAAUCUUCUUUUCAUCUUUCCAGACUUGAACUUCGUUACCUGUGCUUCCAGGUCUUGCACAGCCCCAGAAUUGUAUCAUCUAAAGAAGCUUCUAAUCGCUGAACUAUUUUUUCAGAGAACUAUUCAAUGCUAGAAAAUUUUUAUUUUCAAAUUAAAAAAGGAACACGUAUUUGAAAAACUAAAAGUGACGUUUUUUCAGUAUAUUCAGUUGUACAGUCAUAUUAUCAUUUUCCAAAUGACAUAAAUCAACAAUACUAGUUGCAUUUAAAGUUAAAAAAAUGUAUGCUUCUAUAAAUGUUUUGUGUGGUAUACCUCAUGUAUUUGUCUUUGUUAAUUUGAACUAAGUUUUUUAGAUAAACUAUAUGUAUUUAUUAUAGUACUUGCACAAUCUUUUUUAGGAUAUUUAUACCUUCUAUAUGGAGUUUGAAUGGAUUUUACAAUACAUACGAUUAGAGUUGUUUAUGAUAAUUUACCCUUUGUUGUAAUUUUGAUUGUUUGAUUUUCUUUCUCAA